Penicillium macrosclerotiorum is the source of this 1734-nucleotide messenger RNA. Its product is annotated as putative C6 transcription factor. NCBI's taxonomy places the organism in Eukaryota, Fungi, Ascomycota, Eurotiomycetes, Eurotiales, Aspergillaceae. Gene Ontology annotation, molecular function: DNA binding; zinc ion binding. The record is from RefSeq and is a predicted model, not a curated record. The transcript is spliced from 5 exons. Gene Ontology annotation, biological process: DNA-templated transcription. Bases 1 to 1734 code for a protein of 577 amino acids.
AUGGGCCGUGUAAUUCUCCCGGAAAGAGCAUCAGGAUCAUCGGCUUCUCGGAGCUCCAUGCAUCCUGACGCUGCCUCCCGGCCGUCGCUGACUGGAGAUCCCUGGGUGUCUUUCAACACGGGCUGGUCCACUACUGAGGGCUACGAUGAUGAUGGUGCGCUGCGUAAUUCCUGGAAGGCUUUCGCGAUUGCUAGUGACCAGCAGAUUAGGAAACUUGUUCAAGUAUACUUUGAAAUUGUCUAUCCCAUCUUUCCUUUAUUCCACAAGCCGUCAUUUAUCGCGAGGAUCAAUAACCAGGAACAUCUGCAAAACCAAGGCUUGUUUGCCUCAACAAUGGCUGUGUGUGCAUUGGUUUCGGGCCGUGCACGCGACGGGGCGUUGUAUACCACCCGGUGGCACCGCGAAGAGCUUCUAGAACCACCAUCGGAAGCAUUUUAUGCAGCUGCCAAGGAUUCCCUUCCCCGCGAUCUAGCGCUUGCAAAAGGAUUCAAUUACAUGCGAGCAUGUGCAAUUCUUGCAAUCGCUAGCAUCCAAAAUGGCCAGAUUAAGAAUAUGCAGAAGUACUCGGGCAUGUAUCAUACGUUGACCACUAUGGAGGGAUUUCACGAUGAAAAGUUGUGGCCGAAAGACAUAGGUAUCAUUGAAACCGAGGAGCGGCGGCGAUUGUUUUGGUCAAUCUACACCCUCGACAUAUAUUCAACCGUUGUUUGGGGUGGUGUCAUUCGAUACCGUGAAGCUCACUCGCUGGUCCGCUAUCCUUGUGAAGUGGAUGAUGAAUAUAUUACUCCCAACGGGUAUGGCAUGCCGCUCGUAUCGCCGGAGUCGAGCACCUUCAGUCACGGAGAAGCUUCCGCGGUAUCACAUCAGCCCGUAUCGUGGAUGCAUGGAUGGAACUUCACAACCGAUCUAUACCGCAUCCUUGAACAUGUGGUGGAUGGAACACGGCGUCGGUUCUCAUCCGCCAACGGAACAACCGAGGUCUGGUCACUUUUUAGCCCUGCAUCCAUGUCCGAGCCUGCCGUAAUGAAGCGAGUUCUUUCCAUGUAUGCUGCUCUGCCAUCGCAGUUUCGAGAGACUCCUCCCACAACAGGUGACAUGGGAAAGGACCUCUUUGGCUUCCAAUCGGCCAAUAUUCAGGCGACUUUGCAACUGCUUCGGAUGGUCCUGUUAUCAGCCGAAGAGAUUGGAGUGGAUCGAAAAUGCGAUGUGGCUGGAGAGCUGCUGAGCGUUUUUUCAAAGGUUCCAGUGGAGUAUCUCAAGGCGAUCAGCUCCCCUCUGCUUCAUCACCUCGGCGGCAUUGGAUAUAUUCUCGGUUCCGUUAUGGAAGGGAGCUUGUCGGACGCAUCAUACCAACGAGUCCGUAAUCUACUCCUUGAAAUGGCUGAUCUCCUCCACCGACUUGAAACUGGUCUUCAUCGUUCGGCCGGUGCCAGCCAACGUUUGCGGUCUCAGGUGGACCGAAUAGACGGGUACAUGCGCACUUCACGGCUGCUAAAUCUCUCUGCAGCACCGCCUCCACCCAACGGGGCGUCUACCGUGACAGCCAGUGUAAAGCAAGAACCGCUUGUACCCUCAACGGCAUAUCCGGGUGGCCCCCCUCCUCCCGUAGCAGCUACAUCAGGAAUCGGCGACCAGAUGUUACAGUUCCAGCUGCCCCCUGAGCUACUCACGGACUGGCCAUGGCCACUGGAUAAUUCGCAUUCAGAAGGCUUCCUGCCUCUGGCGUUUGAGUGA